Messenger RNA from Felis catus (domestic cat), 992 nucleotides. RefSeq names its product guanylate-binding protein 6-like. Gene Ontology annotation, molecular function: GTPase activity; GTP binding. The transcript has 6 exons. The coding region runs from base 266 to 805 and encodes 179 amino acids. NCBI's taxonomy places the organism in Eukaryota, Metazoa, Chordata, Mammalia, Carnivora, Felidae. The record is from RefSeq and is a predicted model, not a curated record.
AGGUUCAGCUUUAUGCUCAUUUCCUUUCUUAACAACCUCAGUUUGUUUUCAGCUUCUGUGGGAGAAGAAAACAGCAAGGGUGAGUUAAGAGGUACCUGGAUGCUCAUUCUUGAACAGAACAGCAAUCUGUGGCUCAGGGCUGGGGAUUCUGGUGACCUUAGUGGAUGCCUUCAACAGCAGAGCGGUUCCUUCUCUGGAGAACACGGUGAUAUCUGUGUCCUAGUGUGAGGACUCAGUGGCUCUGCAGAGUGAGGUUCCCACAGAAAUGGUCGUGGCAGUACCAGACCUGGGCUAUGGAGCAGCCCCCACGGAGCAGCCCCCCCAAAAUGACGAGGAGUUAUGGAAGAAGUACAUGAGUUUAGUUCAGAUGAAGAAGGAACUAGAGGGAAGCUGCAUGAAGAAAGAUGAGCUUCUCCAUGAAGCACGAGAAGCCUUGGCAGAGGAGCAAGCCAAAAGAGAGACAGCUGAGAAGGAAAAGCGGCUUCUUGAGAAAAGGUGUAAAAUGCUGCAGCAAAAGUUAGAGACUCUAGAAACAAUUUUCCAGGAAUCCAUGGCCCAAAUGAGAGAGGAGAUAAAGAGAGAGAGAAAAAACCUUCUGAGAGGGCAGAAUGAGAGGAUUCAGAGGCUGGAGGCCCAAAUAAAAAUCAUGACUGGUAACAAGCAACAUACUGAAACUGACUGCACUCCAAAGAUAAUGGAGAACAAUGACGGAGAAGAUACUUCGCGGCCUUCGUGGUGGCCUCAAAUUUGUGAGCUGCUACAAGAGUUGAUUUUACUAAUGGUCAAGUUUUUCUCUUGUAUAUAAUUUCAGAUACCUGUGCACAGUAUUCAGACUUCUUCCAACAACCUCUACGAUCCUCACCUUUAUGUUGCAGACUGGUUUCUCCAUGAAGUCUUGGAUUUCCUGAAUCCUCUAAAGCGGGUUGGGUGGCCCUCCUUUGUGAUCUCAUUGUACCUAUGGCAUGAUUUUGAAAACUUACGUUACCCAUUGA